GGGUCUUCGCUGAAUGCGGGUGGGAAACUCAAUAAGGUGUUCUGGAAGGAGGAACACAGGCUUCAAGAAACGUCCCAGUUAAUUACAAACUUAAACCUCUUGACAAAUACUAUUUAUUUUGGGGCCUACGUCGUCGGUUGAGGUACGUUAAAGGUUCGUUAUAAAACGGUUAAACGGUAAAAGCAGCGAUGGCGUCGCCGCUGGAGAUGACAGAGAUGUACGACAACGCUCUGCUGGGAAUCCUGCAGCACGUUGGAAACAUACACGACUUUCUUCACAUCUAUUUUGGGUUUUUGUACCGCAAGACGGACUUUUAUCGCCUGCUGUCGGGUCCCAACGACAAGAUGGGUUUCCCUCCCGGUGUGGCGGAGAAGAUGGUGCUCAAGACAUUCAAGUUGUUUGAGAAGGUGGCAGAGCACGACAGAGAGAGACACCUGAGCGAGCUGCAAAGGAGGGAGGAGAGUAAAAGCGUUCCUCCAGCAGUUCAAGAGCUGGAGAUCACCUCCGGGCCUCAGGAGGAGACGAAAGAGCAGAGUGCAGAGGAGGCACAGAUGGAGAGUUCUCCGUUAGACUCUGGGGACGUCUCAGCUCCUCCAGAACCCACUAAAAGCCCUCAGAGAAGCAGCAGCAGCGGCGGUGGUGGCAGCGGCGGCGGCGGCGGCAGCAGCAGCGCUCCAAGACAGUUAGCUCAGGGAGACCAAGCAGCCGCAGCCAGCGUAAAGUCAGCAGAUGAGAGUCAGGACAAAUGUCAGAUCGAUUCCGACAGUUACAACGGCGCCGUGAGGGAAAACUACAGCUGGUCUCAGGACUACACUGACGUGGAGGUCCGCGUGUCUGUGCCCAAGACUGUUGUUAAGGGCAGACAGGUGAGCGUGAGUCUGCAGACGAGCAGCGUGCGAGUGUGCGUGAAGGAGGGAGCAGAGGAGAAAACGCUGAUGGAGGGAGAAUUCACACACAAGAUCAACACUGAAAACUCUCUGUGGAGCCUUGAACCUGGAAGCUGCGUAGUUCUGUCUCUCAACAAAGCCUCAGAAGUUUGGUGGAACGCGAUACUGAAAGGAGAGGAGGAGAUUGAUAUAAACCAAAUCAACCGCGAGCGCUCCAUGGCGACGGUUGACGACGAGGAGCACGCCGUCCUGGACAGACUCACCUUCGACUACCAUCAGAAGCUGCAGGGAAAACCACAGAGUCAUGAAAUGAAAGUGCACGAGAUGCUGAAGAAGGGCUGGGACGCCGAAGGCUCGCCGUUCAGAGGGCAGCAGUUCGACCCCUCCAUGUUCGACAUCCCACCCAGCGCGGUGCAGUUCUGAAAAGGCACGAGACCCCCACCCUCCCCGCUCCAGCCAAAUAUGAACUGAAUCCUGGUUUAUUUUACACACGUUAUCUGCAGAACUGUCGCUUGUCUGUCGUGUCGGACGCGUUUGUCCUUCGCCUGUAGAGCAGAAGUGAAGCUGACAGUUUGGGGUUUUGCGUUGACGGAGACGAGUGAUGACGACCUGUCAUCAUAUCAAACGCUUGUUUGAUGUUUUGGCAGUAAAAUUGGUUAAAUACUUUUACUGUAUUAACAGUUUUUGCUCAUUAUUUAAUAACUCUACAGUGCCUGUGUGUGUUUGUUGCCCCCCCCGAGAGUGAUUCUGUUAUUAUUAUAUUUUAUUCUGACGCCAGUUACACCAAACUCUCAUUGUUUAAGGAUGAAUCAGUCAGUUUGUACAUGAAGACUUCUUAUUCUGUCAUGUAACAUAAUAAAAAAAAAAAGCCUAAAAAACGAACAAUAUCACAACAUGGAGAAGAUUUAUCUUUGUUUCAGCAACAUGGAUGCAAACGUGACGUCAAGAUCUGCUGCUCGAAUAAGCAAAACAUAAAAAAAUACAUUUUGAAAUAAAUGACUUGUUUAAU
Thunnus maccoyii (southern bluefin tuna) is the source of this 1896-nucleotide messenger RNA. It is a transcript of the gene nudcd3, whose product is annotated as NudC domain containing 3. Lineage: Eukaryota; Metazoa; Chordata; Actinopteri; Scombriformes; Scombridae. Bases 189 to 1310 code for a protein of 373 amino acids. The transcript has 6 exons. The record is from RefSeq and is a predicted model, not a curated record. Gene Ontology annotation, biological process: protein folding. Gene Ontology annotation, cellular component: cytoplasm.